Messenger RNA from Salvelinus fontinalis (brook trout), 1624 nucleotides. Its product is annotated as parathyroid hormone-related protein-like. Gene Ontology annotation, cellular component: extracellular region. The transcript has 2 exons. The coding region runs from base 1 to 612 and encodes 203 amino acids. Gene Ontology annotation, biological process: bone mineralization; osteoblast development; adenylate cyclase-activating G protein-coupled receptor signaling pathway. Gene Ontology annotation, molecular function: peptide hormone receptor binding; hormone activity. The record is from RefSeq and is a predicted model, not a curated record. Lineage: Eukaryota; Metazoa; Chordata; Actinopteri; Salmoniformes; Salmonidae.
AUGGAACAUUGUCUGUUGCGUGUUCUAGAGUUCCAGACAUCCUAUUCCAGAAUGCUGUGUUCCAGAGGCAUGCUCCAGCAGUGGAGUCUAGCUGUGUUCCUGCUGUGCUCCUCUGUCCCUCUCUACGGGAGACCCAUCGAUGCUCUCACUAACAGAAUGAGGAGGUCAGUGAGCCACGCCCAGCUGAUGCACGAUAAGGGCCGUUCCCUGCAUGAGUUCAAGAGACGCCACUGGAUCCAGGAACUACUAGACCAAGUCCACACGUCCGACAGCGAGCGAGCCCCGGCUCCCCAGAGCAGGACCAAUGCCAAUGAGUGUCACAGCACCUUCAGCGGAAGCGCCCUAUCCCCCCCCAAACCCUCUGGAGGGACCAAGAACCUCCCCCUGAGCUUCCGGCUGAGAGGGGAGGGGAGCAACCUCCCGCAGGAGACCAACAAAUCUGUGGCCUACAAACACGAACCUCUGAAGGUAAUCACCAAGAGGAAAAAAAAGGUGAAGGGGGAGAGAGGGAGACGGAAGGAAAGCGAGAAGAGGAGGCGGAGGGCUCGCUCUGUAGUCACAAGUCUUACGACACAAAGAGAGGAGUUACAGAGGACACAAGACACUGGGUGACAAACAUACUUCAUGAUGUAGCCUUUGGGUGGCGCUGCGCUAAGGACUCUGACUGACAAAGAUUCCAGCAUCACUGACUGAGACUCAGCCAAAUGUCUCAGACUCGAAACAACUGGUCUCUCCAUACCAUGGCCAUUGGUCUUCGCUUGUAUUGUUUUAAUCUGCUGCUUUUUCCUUGUGCCUUGAUAUACAGUAAUAUGUUGCUACUUUUAUUAUAACACAUAACUUCUGUAUACAUAUUUAUUAGGUAAAUAAUAUGGAGAUCAUCAGCAAUGUUAAAUGCAUCUUUAACUCAUCCCUAGUUAGAUAACAAUGUAAGAUAUGUGCCCUUCAGGAGCAAUUUACUGUAUCUCCCCAAUACCCUUUAAAUCAACUUCAAUCAGAUGUCCAUGUGUAAAGUAGAACAUAGGCAACACAGUAAAUGCUACGCAUAAAAUAUUUAUUGUCUGUACAUAUUUAAAUUCACAAAAUGAGGGAGGAUCAUUCUUUUUUUUACUGCCCGGUAGCUUUUUUAGAUAGUCGAUAUUGUGAAUAUAUAAUUUCUUAUCUGUAGUUAGUAUUAUUAGAUCCAUAACAAAUGUUUUUACCAUAAUUUAUUUCCUUUGAACUGUGUAUUUAUUUUGUGAAUGUAUUACCGUGCUGCUGAUUUUUUGAUAUUUUAUAAUAACAUAAAAUGCACUUUAGAUAUAAUGAUGAUAUCCAUAUGUUUUGUUAAGUUACAUUGUUAUAAGUGUUCUCAUUUGUGGUUGAUUUUAAUUAAGAAAGAAAAUGUUCCUUUGUUGAUAAACCCUUUAUUUUUAUUUUCUUCUUGGUUUCUAAUAUUACCCAAUCAUCUCAUUGACUAGUAAGUUAUUGGAUCGUCCAUCAAAUUCGCUCUAGUUUUAAAAUAAACAUUUUUUAUAAAAAUAAGCCAGAGUUGAAACUGUUGGUAUGAUUGCAGACUUGUUAAGAUUCAUGUCAUGUUUAGCCUUUGCACUGAGAGCACAAUCAUUAAAAAAAUUAUUAAUAAUAA